This is a messenger RNA of Pimephales promelas (fathead minnow), 2954 nucleotides long. It is a transcript of the gene ptp4a3b, whose product is annotated as protein tyrosine phosphatase 4A3b. Gene Ontology annotation, biological process: protein dephosphorylation. Lineage: Eukaryota; Metazoa; Chordata; Actinopteri; Cypriniformes; Leuciscidae. The record is from RefSeq and is a predicted model, not a curated record.
AUUAGCAGAGUGUGCUGUCACUGUCAUAUGGCAAGCCAAGGCAGCCUCGACUGGUUUAGAACAGAGACGGUUAUCACGGAUUGCAACUGUUCACUCUCCGCUGUUCCCACCAGAGCCCUGGGCUUAAUCCCGAGCAGAACGCAGCCUGUCACAGAGCUUUCUUCUCCAGCUUCUUGUUUGUUAAUGGAGUUCCGGCAGGGCAGCGGUGAUUACUGCCACGCCCAACAUCGCAACGCAUGAUCACGGGUGAAUACGCCCGGAAUCUGUCCCUGAAUGUCCAGAGUAACGCCUUCUCUGCUCUUCUCUUGCUGGUCUUUCUGACUGACCACUUUGUUGUGCGCCAAAUGGGUUAACCGGCAUCGAGGCACCUGGCAUUUAACUACCGGACACUUUUCCACCUGUCUAGUUGCCAGAGUAUCGAGAGGAAGAAGCCAAUUUGUUUGAAGAGGAAGACUCUUGUUGGCUCUAACUUCCCAGAAAGGCAGCUUUAAAUUUUAUAUACUGAUUAGAAGUGAUUUAUCACGAGGGAUCCUACAAAUCACGGACACCUUCACUGUGAUCUUCUGUAGCUCUGUGGAUUCUGGCCCGGACUGGGUGCUGUGUUUACUGUAGAGUGGAGGGACACCAGCAUGACCAAGAUGAACCGUCCGGCUCCUGUCGAGGUCUGCUACAAAAACAUGCGCUUCCUUAUCACGCACAACCCAACCAAUGCAACGUUAAGCAGCUUCAUUGAGGAUUUGAAGAAGUAUGGGGCAACAACAGUAGUGCGUGUGUGUGAAAUCACCUAUGAUAAGACGCCACUGGAAAAGGACGGAAUUACUGUCAUGGAUUGGCCAUUCGAUGACGGUGCACCUCCUCCUACUAAGAUCGUGGAUGACUGGCUUAGUCUGUUGAAGAAUAAGUUCUGUGAGGAUCCAGGCUGCUGUGUGGCUGUGCACUGUGUGGCCGGACUGGGCCGGGCUCCGGUGCUGGUGGCUUUGGCACUUAUAGAGAGCGGGAUGAAAUAUGAGGAUGCCAUUCAGUUCAUCAGACAAAAGCGCCGGGGCGCCAUCAACAGCAAGCAGCUUACGUACUUGGAGAAGUACCGGCCCAAACAAAGACUGCGUUUCAAAGACCCACACAACCACAAAAGCAAGUGCUGCAUAAUGUGAUCUGGUCCUACUAGCCUGCAUCUGAAGGAGCAAGUCACACAUGGACUAAACCGGACUUAAAUUACCAACCUAGUGCAUUUGAACUCUUUCUACUUUCCAGGAGGGGUAUUAAUCCCCUUUUGGUGUUUAUGUCAGACCCCUACACACAGGGUCUUUACCAGCUCAGGGCUGUGAAAGGCGAGCCUCUUGAAUUUUGUCUUUACACACAAAACCCCUAUCCUCUGUGUUCACAAAUGAAUUGAGAACACAAACACACGCCAAUGCAUAUUCGCAUUUCGCACACACUCAAUGCUACCAGCCAUCACACUGUACCAGCAGCACACAAUCCAAAGAUGGUCAUGGCCACCUGCUUCAACAAAAUCACAGUUGUUAUACUCGCGCUUUCGUAUGAAACUGUUUGACUACCCUGUCUUUCUCUCUGUCUCUUUUGUCAUUUUGAAGUGUCAGAAUGCAUGUUGCUCUACAUUUUUGGGGAUGCGAGUGAGUGAUUUAACCUUGUUCUUUUUUUCUACCUUAUAUCAUGAAUCUACUCUGGGAUUCGAGUUUUACACCACUGGCUCUUUAUUAAUAGAACUGUGGGCAUCUAGAUGGAUAACAUAGCACACUUUGACAAGACUUCCAGGUUUUUGGAUGUUUUAGCUGCUUUCAGAACACUUUAAAUAUCCAGCUUAUCUGAAACCCGGUUGUGCCGCAGAAUGAACUGAGAGAAAUCCACGAGUGAGCGCACUUGUAGAUCUGUAGAUUUGUCUUAAUUUAUCAGCAACCACAAGAGGGAGUCCUCACACUACAUGCUUCAAAUGAAAGAUCUUAGCAUAUACGUACAGAAUCUUUGAAUUUCAAUAGUUUUAUUUAUUUUUUUUGUUGUUUGCGCUCAGUGCUCACAGGUGGCUAUUUCUCAAAGACAUAGUUGUACUGUGGACACUUUAGAAUUACAGAAUGAACUUUUGAGUGAGGCUAAACCUACUUUGCGUUGGUCAUAUAAUGGGAAAUAAAAUAAAAAGCAGAACUAGUGGUCAAAUAUACACCAACGGAGGGAAAAAUUUAACGAAUCUGUGUUGGUACUGAAAUGAUCUCACAUGCUUAGUCAAUCUGCUUCCAUUUUGGAUAUGAAAUGCGCAUAAGACUUUGGAUCUGGGAUAAUCUCACAUUUCUCUACCUUUGAAAUCAAAAGCUAGUGAAGCAAAUGUUAAAGAAAUAUCUAAUAAAAGAGCAUUUUUGCAUAACUGCAUCUUAAAGACUAUGAGAAGGAUACGCAAAUUGCACAUAUUAUGGAUUAAAUUAUUUUCCAGUUAUAUUCACUUAAUCUCAUGAUUAUCUACAGAAAUAAUAGCAGGAGAAAUGUUUUACAGGAACAUGCAAGCUCACUUCAAUUUAGAGCUUAAUACAGGACAUCAGUUGUUAAUCAAGUUUGCAUUUCUGGUUAUGACUAAAAAAGGUGUGAAUAUGCAAAUCAGUUAAAUGUUUCUGUUGCUCACAUGUAUAAGGGCUUCUCUUUUAUACAGCCUCUUUAGUCACUUUUGUUAUCUGGAAUGUUUUGUAGGGUUGUUGUCUAAAUAAUUCUCAGAAUGUCUCUGAAAAUGGAUAUGAUCAGCACACUAAUAAUCAAAGGAAACAUUUUUUUUUCAGGUGAGUGAGGCUCAAACUACAUGCCACGUCUCAGGUUUAUCCUAAAACUCAUUCAUUCAGAGUCCUUAAGAUGAUGACAUCAUCCAUAGGAAUGUCCACUUUUUUAAAAACUUUUUUUCACGUGUUCACCCUUUUUCUUCUUUUCUUUUGAAUAAAACAGCAGAGCUGAAGACACUA